Messenger RNA from Mercenaria mercenaria, 998 nucleotides. RefSeq lists its product as uncharacterized. The record is from RefSeq and is a predicted model, not a curated record. The coding region runs from base 19 to 987 and encodes 322 amino acids. Gene Ontology annotation, biological process: DNA recombination; DNA integration. Lineage: Eukaryota; Metazoa; Mollusca; Bivalvia; Venerida; Veneridae. Gene Ontology annotation, molecular function: DNA binding. The transcript has 2 exons.
AAAUCUUUGUAUCUUGUCAUGUGUGGACUUUUAAGGCAUUUACGCGAGCAUGGAGUGCACGACAUGAACUUUCUUGAUAAAAACAAUCCCGCAUUUGCUGAAUUUUAUUCUGUACUGGAUAGUAAAAUGAAAAAUCUGCUAGAUCAAGGCCUUGGCACUGACACAAAACAAGCCGAUCCAAUUUCUGGUGAUGACGAAAACAAAUUAUGGGAGUCCGGUGUUUUUGGCUUGAAAGACUCUAAAACUUUGCAGCUGACUGUGUUUUUUUAUGCAUGCAAGUUGUUUGGCUUAAGAGGUCGUGAUGAACACCGUGGUCUUCAAUGUGACCAGUUUGAAAUUGGUGAAGAUAGUGAAGGACGAUUCAUACGAUUCAUUGGCCGAGGAUCUAAAACCUACCAUGGUGGACUAGGCCAGAUGUCUAUAAAUAACAAAGAUAUAAAACACUACUGUACACCAGGUCCACGCUGCAUGGCCACGCAUUUUGAAACGUAUAUAAAUGCCGUAGGUAACGACGGUGAUUUCUACAAGAGGCCUCUUCCUGCUAUGCCUGGAAACUCGAUCCGGUAUGGACAUCAGCCAGUCGGUGUGAACACUCUCACUAAAUUCAUGAAAGAAAUAAGUCAGAGGGGAUCUUUGAAAGGUGUAUAUUCCAAUCAUAGUGGGAAACGAACAUGUGCAACCAGCAUGUACGAAGCUGGUAUAGACGAGCAGGAUAUUAUGGACAGGACAGGUCAUAGAUCUGUUACUGCUGUCAGAAAGUAUAAACGCUUGAACGAUAAAAUCUGUAAAAAGGUGUCCAAUGUACUGGACCCAAAUUCUGACGUCAGCUUAUCCAUGUCGAAAAGGAACGAGCAAAGUGACGAUGACAAAGAAAUUAAUCUUAAAAACUCGCCGUGCCAUAAGAAACAAAAAGUUCGAAAUGCUCUGUCGGAAAUUACAACGAAAUCUGGAGUAGUUAAUUUUAGUGGAUGCACUUUCAAUUUUUAACAUGCUUGAUG